Botrytis fragariae is the source of this 1347-nucleotide messenger RNA. RefSeq lists its product as uncharacterized. The transcript has 2 exons. The coding region runs from base 1 to 1347 and encodes 448 amino acids. The record is from RefSeq and is a predicted model, not a curated record. NCBI's taxonomy places the organism in Eukaryota, Fungi, Ascomycota, Leotiomycetes, Helotiales, Sclerotiniaceae.
AUGUUUUGGACGGAGCCUACCCAGCUCGCUAUCCAGAAGAGCAACAGCGACGUCACUACUGCCUGCCUGAAAUCGCGCCGUGUCGUUAUAUUUAUUCAAAGUCGUGAUAGCUGGCCUUCGAAGGGAGAGGAAUAUCAUCACUCGCAUGAUCAUACACCCAUUUCUUAUGCGAAAGGAGGUAUGGCUAACUUUGACAACACAAGACAAAGAAUAAAACAAUAUAGCAGAAUCCACAUUGCACUUGUUAAGGGUGAUACUGAAAGAAACUGUAUUACCCUCAUGGGAAGCACUGCCUUUUUACCAACCGAAGAGUUCCUUCGGUACCUUCAUGCUACAAGAAGCUGUACUGGCCUCAUAGGAAACACUGCCUUGCUUUCAACUGGAAAGCUCCUACAAUACCCUCAUACUGAAAACCCCUAUAAAUCCCUGUGGAAAGCUGCCUUGCUACCAACCGAAGAGGUCACACAAUACAUUCAAAUUGGAAGAACCUAUCCAUCUUCCACAGGGAAAGUUUUCGUUGGGAACGAUGGCUUUCCAUUAAUCGCCAGAAAACACCCACGAAAUCGUUUUGCUGACCUGAUCAGGCUCAUCAACGUCUGGAGAAAUGAACUCUGCGGAAACCAGGAAGGAGAAAAGGAUAAUUUGCAAAGUUCUGUCUAUAGAGUUAUUGCGACGAAGAAACAUUGGUUUGCAGACAACGAAGCCCGUUGGCACGAUACGUCGACACAUGCAAAAUGCAAUAUCGACCACCGGCAAAUUGUGCGUUCCUACCGAACUCCAGCAUUGCAGAGCAAUCAUCGAAGGAAUCGAAUAUGCAUCAAUCUUUGCGCAGUACCCGGACUGAUCGUUUCGUCGUAUGCAUUGUCGAGAUACAUCGUACAGGCCUCAUUACCAACGAUGAAGGGGACGAUAUUGCAUCGCAAUCUCACAGGGUUCCCAAGUAUCGAUCAUCCAAGCUCCACAACUUUUGUUUACGUGGUCCUCAUGUACGGCAUAUGCUCUAUGUCAAUGUACAGAGCGAAUUCACAUCACUCCUAUCAACAGUAUACGAUCUUUCUUUUCAUCAUCUGUGUUGUUGUAUUUCAACUUUUUCGAUAUCCGAGUCUGAGUGAAGCUUUGGGUAUGGCGGCGGCUGUAAUACCUGCUGGUGUCACAAUCGCACUGGUUGUAAGCGUGGUGUUACACUUCUGGUCUCCUAGCUACGAGGAGGUCGUAUUUCAGGACUUGAUCAAGAAGGUCGAGAAGAUAGUUCGUGAAGGAGAGAUGAAUUUGCACGAACAAGAUUUUGGAACGGGAUAUAAGCACAAUGAGCUACUAUCUCCUCUGAUUAGUAUCUCGAGCUUCUAG